Molecule: messenger RNA, 5034 nt
Organism: Closterium sp. NIES-65
Lineage: Eukaryota; Viridiplantae; Streptophyta; Zygnematophyceae; Desmidiales; Closteriaceae
Source: the annotation of a GenBank genome assembly
AUGAAAGAGGAGGAGGAGGACGUGUGUAGGAUUUGCCGUGCGCCGGCAGCGGACGGGGAUCCGCUGUACCACCCGUGUGCUUGUAGCGGGAGCAUCAAGUUCGUGCAUCAGGGCUGCUUGCUGCAAUGGCUGCACCACAGCAACAAAACGCACUGCGAGGUAUGCAAGCGCGCGUUCAUCUUCUCCCCCAUCUACGCGCCCAACGCGCCGUCCCGGCUCCCCCCAAACGAGUUUCUCGCGGGCGCGGCGCUGAUGGCGGGGCGCGCCGUCUCGUUCGUCCUGCGCGCCGCGCUCAUCGCGUUCGUGUGGCUUCUCCUCGUGCCGUUCCUCACGAGCUCCAUCUGGCACCUCUGCUUCCUCCGCGAUUGGACGCGCAUCGGCGCGCUGUUCCGCGAGAGGCUCACCGGGGGGGCGAUUUUCCAGGACUGUGUUCUGGGCAGCGUGCUGUCCGCGGCGGUGAUUUUGUUUUUUCUGAGGGACGCUGCUCGAAUAAGACAAAACGGGGAAGAGGAAAGGGGGGGCAUAGCCCCGCCACCUCCCCCCCCUCCGCGAGCAAUUCCCCCUCCGCCUCCCCGUGUUGUUCCCCCCUUGGGAACUCCUCUCCCUCCGGGCUCCUCUGACCGACCUUUUUCGUUCAGCGACCGUGCAGGAGGCUCUGCGACAGGCCCUGCGACUGGCCCUGCGACGGACGGCCAGCCGUUUGUGUUUGGUGCGAAUCCGUCCGCCCAGGAGACGCGUCGCCCGGCGAGAUUUUUCUUCCGACCGGCUGGAGAGGCGGGGCAAAUGGGAACCGGACAGGUGGACGCGCGGGGCAGGAAUAGCGGGAGGGACGAGCGGGGGGAGGAGCCGGAAAGAGAAGAGUUAGGGGGGGAAGGCGCGGAGGGGCAAGGAGCAGUGAUAGCGGCAGGAGUAGGAGCAGAGGAAGGAGAGGCGGGAGGAGCGGAGGGAGGAGGGAUAGGGAGGGAAGGGGAAGAGGGGGAAGGAGCAGCGGAAGGUGGCUUUGCUGCAGCAGCAGGUUCCGCUGCUACUGUGGCUGGCGCUGGGGGAAAGAGUGCGGGGAAUGAAGGCGGUACGGAGGGCGGAGGCCGCGGGGAAGAGAGAGAUAGUGAGAUCGGGGGAGAAGUGGGGGGAAGUGGCGGGGAAGUGGGUGGGGGAGAGGGGGGGGGAGCAGCUCGAAGAGAGGGUGGACAGGUGGGGAGGUUGAGACUCGGAGAGGGGACGGAAGGAAUAGAAAGAAGAGAGGGAAGAGUAUGUACAGAGGAAGCAAAGGGGAGAGGCAGUGACGGCCGUGGGAAGGGGAAAGGGGUGGAGAGGGAAGAGGAUAUGGCAGCAGGUGGGUUGGGGGAGGAAGGGGAGCAUGGGGAGGGAAGGAGGGGGCAAGAGAGGCUGUGGGGGGAUGAGACGGGCGGAGAUGGCGCGAAUUCAUCCGCCCAGACGUGGGGGAACGGGGGAAGCGGAGAUGGUGGGGGGUUAUCUGUGCAAAGGGGGAGUGCGUGGGGGAAUGAGAGACACGAAGAUGAGGAGUUUAGAGAUGGGAGCAGUGCAGCGAGUGAGGAGGAGGGGAGUGGGGAGGAGGGGGGUGAGGAAGAGGAAGAGAGUGGGAGUUUUCAGGAUGAUGAUGAUGAUGAUUACGAGUAUGAGGAAGAGGAGGAGGAAGAGGAGGAAGAAGAGGAGGAAGAGGAGGAAGAAGAGGAGGAAGAAGAGGAGGAGGAUUUUGAGGAGGCGGAGGGGGGCAUGGGGGAGGGCGAGGUGGACGAGGAUGGAGAGCCCAUGGACGAGGAUGGAGAGCCCAUGGACGAGGAUGGAGAGCCCAUGGACGAUUUAGGGUUUGAGGAGCUCAUCGGCCUGCAGGGGCCGUUAUGGCGCCUCUUUGAAAACGCCACCACGGUGCUCUGCAGCAAUUUCUUUGUGCUCGUACUGGCAUUCUUCCUCCCAUUCAACCUCGGUCGAUUAUACAUAGCCCUCUUCUCCUUCCUCUUCCUCUCCCCCGCCUCCACCAUCUCUCUUGUCCCCAUCUACUCCCUCCUCCUCGGCCCCCCUACACUCCCCCUCCCCACCCCUCCACCGCUCUCCACUCCGUCCUGCAUCCCCCCAAUCUACCCAACCUAUCUCAACUCCUCGGAACCGUUUGCGCACUGGGGCUUCUGCCCUGUUUCCUCUCGGCCUGCAAUUUUGGACGAGCUACGUGUGUGUGGGUAUGAGAACGGGGGUUGGUCUCGGGGUGUGUUCAGUGGGGAGGGUGGCUAUAAGGGGUCAUUCUUACAGCUGCAGGGCAGGAGGGGGAAGAGGCAGAGUAAGAGGAGAGGCGCGAGGAGAGGGGAGUGGAGAGGAGAGGUGAGAAGAGAAGGGAGAGAGGAUGAGCGUGCGGGAACAGCAGAGGUGGAGGGUGCGCGUGGGAGUGGGGCUGUGGGGAAGCAUGGUACGCUCGUGCUAGCAGCAGCGCUCUACUCGCAGUGGUGCUGCACCCUGCUGGGCCUGCGCUGGGCGGAAGCGGGCCACGGGCUCGCAGCAGGCAACCUGGUGUCGCUGCUGGUGGGGUAUGAGGUCGUGGCGUUCUGCUGUGCCGUUCACGUGCUCGUGGCCAUUCAGUUGAGACGAGCCCGAGGGCUGCCGCUCGUGGGGGCCUUACCCGCGACAUUGCUCGCGCUGCUGCAGGUGGCGCCGGCGAUUCAGGAGCAUCUCGUAGCCGCUGUCAGGCAUGGGCUUGUGGUCCUCAAGGUCACCAGUCUCCUGUCAGUCGAGCUGGGCGCCUUCCCGUUCCUCUGUGGCUGGUGGAUUGACUUCUGCUCGCUCUCCCUCUUCGGUGCCUCUCCCUCUGACCGCCUCGCACUGCUGCUGGCGCACCCGCUGCUGUGCUGCUUCCUGCACUGGUUCGUGGGGAUCCUGUACAUGCUGCAAGUCAGCCUGCUCGUCACCAUCUUGAGAGAGAUCCUGCGGCCAGGCGUCCUCUCCUUCCUGCGCGACCCCACCGAUCCAAACUUCAAUCCAUUCCGGGACCUCGUGGAGGACCCCAUUCCCAAGCACGCGCGCCGCAUCGUGCUCUCCCUGUUCGCCUACGGCGCGCUGGUCGUGCUGCUGCUGUUUUUGCCCGUGCGAGCCGCCAUCGCCAUCGCUCCCACCAUGUUCCCCUUCAAUUACCGGUUCUCUGAUCCUCUGAUGGAAAUUCCACUGGAUAUGCUUCUGUUUCACGUGUGCAUCCCCUUUGCAAUCGACCGCCUGCGCCCGCGGGCCACCAUCAAGGCCGCACUCUCUCUCUGGUUCCGCGCUGCUGCCCGCCUCCUCAUGCUGCAGCAUGCCGCCCCCCCUGCCGCUGCUGCUACUGCUCCUCCCCCCCCUCCUCUUGCCUUCCAAAACCCUCAGAAGUCGGUUUUACAUGCCACUGCUCCUGUUGACAGCCGGUUUGUUGAGAGAAUAGUGGCUGCGGAAAAGGCAGCAUCGGCAGCGCUAGCAAGAGCAGCAGCAGCACCGUCACCAGGCACAGUUGCUGUUAGAGCAGUUGCAGCAGUCGGUGCAGCUGAGGCGGCUGGAGUAGCAACUGAUGGUGUUUUUCUGAAAGGAGGAGCAGGAGCAGUGGGAGCAGUGGGAGCGGUGGGAGUAGGAGGAGGAGCAGCGAAAAGAAGAGGGGCUGGUUUGCAUAGAAGGGUUGGAGAGGUGGAGGAAGAGGGAGGGAAGGAGGAAGAGGAGGAGGAGGAGGAGGAGGAGGAGGAGGAGGAGGAGGAGGAGGAGGAGGAGGAGGAGGAGGAGGAGGAGGAGGAGGAGGAGGAGGAGGAGGAGGAGGAGGAGGAGGAGGAGGAGGAGGAGGAGGAGGAGGAAGAGGAGGAAGAGGAGGAAGAGGAGGAGGAGGUAUUGGAGAGAGGGGAGGUGGAGAGAUUAAGAGGGAAGGGGAAGGCAGUGGAGGAGGAGGGGAGGAAGGAGACAGGAAGAGAAGAGGGGAGGGAGAGAGAACAGUGGAAGGACAGGGAUGUUACAGCUUCCAUUGCCGAUUGCGGACAGAAAGACAGAGGGAACAGCAGCAGAAAUAGCAGUGAUGCUGGGAGUGGCAGCAUUAGGGAGGCUGGCAGUGGUAGUGGCAGCAGCAGAAGCAUCACAGAUGGUAGCGCUGGCAGCAGCAGUGGGAUGGUCAGCGAGAGCGCGGGCGGCAGCGGCAGCGGCAGCGGGGGGAGUGGGGGCAAGAAGGAGGACGAGCAUUUCCGGGUGCGGAUAGUGGCGCUGCUGGUGGCGGCGUGGGCGUCUCUAGCAGCAUUCAACACGGCGGUGGUGCUGCUGCCCACCGCUGUGGGGCGAGGGGCGUUCCGCCUCUCCGCCUCGCUGCUGCCCAGUGCUGCUGCUGAUGACACUCCUUGCAAUGACCUCUAUUCCUUCGGCAUCGGAGCCUACCUCAUCUGGGGGUCCAUAGCAGCCAUGCAAGCAGCUGUCUUGCGGUUACCGCGUAACAACAUGCGGGCGCUGCUGCUGCCUCUCGUGCACUGGGCUGCUGUGGCAUUGAAAGCAGCGGUGCUGCUGCUGCUGUGGCUGGUAGUAGCACCCAUUCUAGCAGGUCUGCUGGUCGACCUAGCUGUCAUCAUGCCCAUCCGAGUGCCCAUCAACGAGUCCCCGCUGCUCUCGCUCUACCAUGACUGGGCUCUCGGCCUCAUACUGCUCAAGCUCUGGGCCAGAGUGGUCACCGCACAGAACCACUUGCUAGCCAACCACGAGUGGCGGGCCCGCUUCCUCCGCCUGCAACAAGACGGGCUCCGCCGCCUCAACGCGCGCCGCACCUUCCAGGAAAUUAUCGCUCCAGUCCUCCUCUUCCUCCUCACAGCCCUCACAGCCCCCUUCCUAGCUGUCCGCGCAGCACUCCCCUUGCUCCGCCUCCCCCCCGUGCUCGAAUCAGCGGCGUUCCGGUUCGCGUGGAUUACUGCGUUGGGGGUGGUGGGGACGGCGAGGGUGUGGCGGCGGGUGUGUGAGUGGCUUGCUUCUUUGCACGAUGCGAUUCGGGACGAUAGGUACCUGGUCGGCCGGCGCUUGCAUAACUUUCAGCACCAGCGAAGAUGA